AUGAAUGUCUAAACCACACAGGUAACUGCUUAACGCUCCACCUCCCAUGCACUGAGUUAUGUGGCUGCUGACAUGACCUGGGAUGGAGGACUCAUUCCAUACUGUGUGCAGCCUGGAAUCCCACUCUUUGUCAUUUUUCUGGUGCACCUCACUGGCAACAUCAUCAUUACCACCAAACACCACUACCAUCACUAUCACCACUAUCGCUACCAUCACCACCACCAACACUAUCGCAACCACCACUACCAUCACCACCACUAUCACCACCACCAAUACUAUUGCCACCACCACUAUCAUCACCUCCACCACCAGCACUCCCAUCACCACCACCAUCAUCAUUGCUACCAAUACCAUCACCAUUGACACCACCACUAUCACACUACAAUCAUCAUCGAGACCACCACCAUCUGUCCCCCCACCAUCACUUCCACCAACACCAUCACCAUCAAUACUGCCACUACCACCAUCAACAUCACCACCAACACCACCACUAUCACCAUCACCUCUACUAACACCACCACCACCAUCAUCAUCAUCAUGCCCCCGCCACACUGGCUAUUCACCGCGGUGCACCACCUGUUGCAGGUGCUCCCGCCUCGCGUGCACACGAGCCAGGUGCAGCCACGCAAAGAUGAUGAGGAUGCAGACGCCUCCUCAAGGCCGAAUGCAGAGCUUGGAGCAGGGGACCAGCACCCAAUCACCCCACCACCCACCCCACCCCGCUGGCACCAGGGCGACUUCCAGGGGGAGACCACGGACUCAAGGAAGUGGAUGAGUACCCUGUACACUGUGAUUGGUGCUUUGUUCAUCAUCAUCACCAUCCUACUACUUUACCGUUGA
Messenger RNA from Condylura cristata (star-nosed mole), 840 nucleotides. RefSeq lists its product as uncharacterized. The transcript has 5 exons. NCBI's taxonomy places the organism in Eukaryota, Metazoa, Chordata, Mammalia, Eulipotyphla, Talpidae. The record is from RefSeq and is a predicted model, not a curated record.